Molecule: messenger RNA, 1311 nt
Organism: Dibothriocephalus latus
Lineage: Eukaryota; Metazoa; Platyhelminthes; Cestoda; Diphyllobothriidea; Diphyllobothriidae
Source: the annotation of a GenBank genome assembly
AUGCCUCCUCUACGAUCUCACAAAGUUACAAUAUUUGUGGACACUUCGGAUACCAAUUUAAGAUGUGAAAUACAUCCCCGCGAAUCGUUGGAGUUGUUCUGUGAAGCGUGUGGAGUACUGACGUGUCGUGACUGCCAGCUUUCCGUCCACCGUGAGCAUGGUGGUCAUCGAUGGGUCGGAGAAAAAGCCGAAUUGUUAAAACCUUCCCUCGCUGAAACUGUCUCGUCUUUCGAAGAGAAAUUACAACUUUUGUCGGAUUCAUCACAGCUCGUUUCGCGUGCCUCUUCCAAAUCAGGCAGUCUUCGUACAAGUGUUGCCGCUGUUAAAGACACCCUUAAAAAGCGCGCGGCUGCCCUUAUCAAAGCGAUUGAAACCCACACCAAACGAUUAGAAGCUGAAGUCGACGAGCGGGCUAAUGAAUACUUAUUUCGUCUGACAAAGGCAGAGUCGCAAAUGCGGGUCCUCCAGGAAAGGAUCGAGUUCACACUUCAGCUGACAAAGAGCCUACUAGAGAAUGCCGAAAAGGAUCCCGCCAGCUUGGUCCAGCUGUCAACACGACUACAAGCUCGUCUUGCCAAUCUUGCCGACCAGACAGAUUGGUUAGUCUCUGAUGAAACUGUCUCUAACGGUGCAGAAACGGACUCCCGCACAUUAACAGAACUACAAAAAACCCAAGGAUGGCGUUCUUCUGCACUCGCACGCGUCCUGCACUUGGAUGGUCAUGACAUGACAGACUUGGUCAGUCAGUCUAUGGUUGUAGUCUGGACACGUGAAAAGGCCCUCAGGUCCGAGUUACGCGAAGGAAAGACAGGCUCUCUUGAAGGUACCUUGUCACCCAGUCGUCUUAGUCCACGUUCACAGCCCACAGGCGUUGGCUGUCGAAUCCUGCUCAGUCUGCUCACACACCCAGAAUCCACUCCCUUCGCAUCCAAUUCUGUCUGUCCUGUUUGCUCCCUCUCGCUGUUUCCGCCAAACUUGACUGAUGAAUCGGUAGAGGAUGACGGUAGUGUCGCAACAAUAUUGCAAGACUGUCCCUCUCAAUGGCCUUUUCAUCAACUGGUCUUCCUUCGUGCCAUUCUGGAGGCCAACUCUCCCAAUAACUCUUCGCCAUUUGCAAAACAUCUGGCUGCGGAUGUUGUCAACAUGGACAUCGGCACUUGGAUUAGUCGUUUGGACAGUGUGCUGGCCGCUGCUACCCAGCCUUCUGAUCAGCCUUUUGCACUCCCGGACGUGCAGAAAGCGGCAACAGUACUGCGUGAUGUCUUAGACACUGCCGUGGAACGCUUCUACCCGACCUUCUUCUCCUCUUAA